Molecule: messenger RNA, 1071 nt
Organism: Nanorana parkeri
Lineage: Eukaryota; Metazoa; Chordata; Amphibia; Anura; Dicroglossidae
Product: cathepsin K-like
Exons: 7
Coding region: 40-1032 (330 amino acids)
Biological process (GO): immune response
Cellular component (GO): lysosome
Molecular function (GO): cysteine-type endopeptidase activity
Source: RefSeq, a predicted model, not a curated record
GAUGCUAUAAACAGUUGUUGUUUUUUUUCCUGCAGCACCAUGAGACUCUACCUCCUGCUCCUCACUAUACCUCUGUUGGAAGCCACACCAUUAUGGGAUGACACUCUGAAUUCUGAAUGGGAACAAUGGAAGAUCGCCUACCAGAAGCAAUACAAUGGACUGUUUGAUGAAUUAAUGAGACGUCAGAUUUGGGAGAAGAACUACAAACUAAUCGCUGUCCAUAAUGAAGAAUAUCUGCAAGGCAUGCACACCUACGAAAUGGCCAUGAAUCGCCUAGGAGACAUGACCAGUGAAGAGGUUGUGAAGACAAUGACAGGACUAAAAGUCCCACCAAAAGACAGGGUGAGGAACAUCACAGCUGAUGAUAAUGAUGAACCACUAAACCUCCCGGACUCCAUUGACUAUAGGAAGAAAGGUUACGUCACACCAGUCCGGAACCAGGGUUCAUGUGGGUCAUGCUGGGCUUUUAGCUCAGUGGGGGCUCUGGAGGGCCAGCUAAAGAAGAAAACAAAAAAACUAUUGGUUCUCAGUCCUCAGAACCUGGUAGACUGUGUGAAGAAGAAUGACGGAUGCGGAGGAGGCUACAUGACCAAUGCGUUUGAGUAUGUGAGGGACAAUAAAGGCAUUGACUUAGAAAAAGCCUAUCCUUAUGUUGGAGAGGACCAGACCUGUAACUACACCACAGCAGGCAGAGGUGCUAAAUGUAAAGCAUAUAAAGAAGUCCAGGUUGGCAGCGAGAAGGCCCUGAUGAAGGCAGUGGGCGUGGUUGGGCCCAUCUCAGUGGGUAUAGAUGCCGGUCUGUCCUCCUUUCAGUUUUACAGUAAAGGUGUAUAUUAUGACCCACAAUGUAGUCCGGAAGAUAUAAACCAUGCUGUGCUUGCUGUCGGCUACGGGGUGCAGAAGAAAUCCAAAUACUGGCUGAUUAAGAACAGCUGGGGCUUGGAGUGGGGUGAUAAAGGCUACAUCCUAAUGGCCAAAGACAAACAAAAUGCUUGCGGCAUUGCCAACCUCGCCAGCUACCCCCUUAUGUAACUGUCCUGUACACGACCUGUACUAGGAGGACAUGGCCGC